GUCUUUCUUUGAAGAGAUAAAACUCUUAAAUUUACAUUUCACAUGUACUAAAAUAGAGUAUAUCGUAAUUUUUACGAAGACACGAUAAGCUAGGAACUGUUCUAAGAAGCAAUUGCUACAGUGGGACCGUAAUUCGUGAUACACCGCCUUCACUGCAGGCACGAGUUUAUCUCCAUUUAAAACAACCUCCUAAAGAGACGAGGAAAUUAGAAACUACAGUAUAACCUUGAGAAGGGUCUGAUGGAUGAGGAAGAUGACUGUCCAGAGCUGGUUCCUAUUGAGGAGAAGAGCACCACACCUGCAGCUCAGAUCCCUGUCACCAUCAUCACCGGCUACCUGGGUGCUGGGAAGACGACACUCUUGAAUUACAUACUGACCGAGCGGCAUAACAAAAGAAUAGCAGUCAUACUCAAUGAGUUUGGUGAAGGCAAUGCUCUGGAGAAGUCCUUGGCAGUGAGUCAGGCAGGAGAGCUGUAUGAAGAGUGGCUGGAACUCAGGAACGGCUGUCUGUGCUGCUCGGUGAAGGAUAAUGGCCUGAAAGCGAUUGAAAAUCUGAUGGAAAAGAAAGGGAAGUUUGACUACAUUCUUCUAGAGACGACUGGUCUGGCAGAUCCAGGAGCAGUUGCCUCAAUGUUCUGGGUUGAUGCAGAACUAGGAAGUGAUCUUUACCUGGACGGCAUUAUUACAGUUAUUGAUGCGAAAUACGGAAUGCUGCAUCUGAGUGAAGAGAAACCAGGAGGCUUGAUAAAUGAAGCUGUAAGGCAGAUAGCCCUCGCUGAUCUGACGAUAAUUAAUAAAACAGAUCUGGUGAACACUUCUGAGCUCGAUCAGCUUCGAGACACAGUCAGGUCUAUUAACGGCCUCGUCAGGAUCCUGGAAACACAAAGGUCCAGGGUCGACUUGUCUCAGGUGUUAGAUCUGCAUUCUUUUGAUACCAAAGAUAGUGUAAGGCUGGUGGAGAAACUACAGCUAAUGAAAACAACGCACGCACAUCUAGACAAGGAUAUAUUAACAGUUACAUUUGAAGUACCUGGAAGCGUCUCCGAGGACCAUUUAAAUGUGUUUAUUCAGGACCUUUUAUGGGAAAAAACGUUUAAGAACAAAGCAGGACUGCCUAUGAAUGUCAUUCGCUUAAAGGGCAUCUUGUCUUUGCAUGGUAAAGAGAAGAAGGCAAUGCUGCAGGGCGUUCAUGAGCUUUACGAGCUGGAAGAAACACCCGAGGCCUGGACAGAUGGAGAGCCCAGGAUCAAUCGACUGGUCUUCAUCGGUCGCCAUCUGGAUGGAGACCUUUUAAAGAAAGAGUUCCUCUCUUUAGUCUCUACUGGAGAGGACUGAUAGAAUAGAGGCAUCAUAAAGGAGGAGUGUGGAUCGAGGACUGGUUUUUGCCAUAUUACAUAUGAUUAUAGACAAAGUAAAGCUGACCGCUGACCAGUGGUACUAUUCUGAGAUGCUUUUAUACAAGCAGACUGUAAUUUCAAAUAUGUUUACAGUCAUAGUUUAUGGUGCCAUACACAGAAGUUUGCACUCCAUUUGUGGUGCUCAUGACUAUGACUGUGAUAUUUAGGUACUCAUGUCAGAAAGGACCUUGUAUUAGUGAGCUCUUGUGUGGUUACAAGAGUGUCUGUAGUCUGUAAAGUUUUAUUUUUUUAAGAUACUUGGUUUUUGAUGUCAAAGAAAAGCUACACUCAACACUACAUGACACGUCCUUUUAGAAAAAUGGUCUUUCAAGGAUACUUAGGGUAGUUAAAGGUUCUUAGCUUGCUAAAAAUCUUCCAAGAACCCUCUCUUAUGGAGAACCUUUAAGAGUUCUAUAUUCAGCCUUUUCUCUGAGAGAGUACUUGAAUAACUGCUGUCAAACAUGCAGCCAUCAACUUUCACCAAGUUGCAGCAGUGGACUGAUACCUGUACACACAUCUGCUGUUUUUUGUUUUUUUUUUUUUUUUUUAAAUUGUUAGGUUGUUUGACACUUGUGUUAAUGAGCAAAUUUAAUUAUUGCAAACGAUUAUAAACAGUGAUUAAAUAAAUAAUGUUUUAUAUUAAACUGAUUCUAUUCAUCAGAGUAAUUCAAGCCCCCUAUCAUGCAUAAAUUUUAAUAACAAUAUUAUUAUUAUUGUUAUUAUUAUUAUUAUUAUUAUUAUUAUUGCUAUUUUGUGCUUAAAAACAAGUAAGUUUAAGUCCUUUUUUGGUGAAAUUAAUUAGCCAAACUGCAAUGUAGAAAAAAGAAAUCAAUCACAGGAGAAACUUAAAGUUGAUAGUUUUGUGAUUUGUUAAUGAGACAGAUUUUGUUUUGUAUGCUGCUACGUGUGAGAUUCUCGAUUACUUGAAGCACCCGUUUAACACCCAGGAUUUUAAUGCUGUAAAGUGACAAAGUCUCACUAUUCCACGAAAAUCUUGUAAGUGUGAAUAAAUGAAUAUGAAUAUAAAAAUGCAUUUGAAUAUAA
Messenger RNA from Pangasianodon hypophthalmus (striped catfish), 2441 nucleotides. It is a transcript of the gene zng1a, whose product is annotated as COBW domain containing. The coding region runs from base 241 to 1335 and encodes 364 amino acids. Lineage: Eukaryota; Metazoa; Chordata; Actinopteri; Siluriformes; Pangasiidae. Gene Ontology annotation, cellular component: cytoplasm. The record is from RefSeq and is a predicted model, not a curated record. The transcript is spliced from 16 exons.